This is a messenger RNA of Chlorocebus sabaeus (green monkey), 4460 nucleotides long. It is a transcript of the gene NEDD4L, whose product is annotated as NEDD4 like E3 ubiquitin protein ligase. The record is from RefSeq and is a predicted model, not a curated record. Gene Ontology annotation, cellular component: cytoplasm. Lineage: Eukaryota; Metazoa; Chordata; Mammalia; Primates; Cercopithecidae. Gene Ontology annotation, molecular function: sodium channel inhibitor activity; protein binding; ubiquitin protein ligase activity. Gene Ontology annotation, biological process: protein ubiquitination; regulation of dendrite morphogenesis; ubiquitin-dependent protein catabolic process.
UGUGGGGCUGUGGUUUGAAUUGCUUUUUUGUGUCUCUUGAAUACACGAAGUUCCUCCUAUAGUCAUUGGCUCUGCUGCCUCUGAUGAGGCACUUCCUUGUUCCCCACAUUUGAAUUUGCUCCCGAUUCGAGAGAGGCAGGCAUCAGCGGCAGCAGCUUCCAACCCAGACAGGCUUCAGCAGCGCGAGGGUGCCUGGGUGGGUGGCUGCGCGGGGCCCUACCUGGACGGGAGCGGCUGCAGAGCCCUCCCCACGCGGUGCCUCCCGCUCCAGGCUGUUGGUUACCUGGCAGGGAGCUGGCAGAGACCAGGAUUUCUCCUCACCGCCGCCGUUGCUGUUGUUAGGGGAAACAGACCAUCUGCAUCUAGACCUGCCUCUCUCUCCUCUCCCUACUUCAGACGAGCUCUUCCUGCCUGGAAUCUGUGAUCCGUACGUGAAACUUUCAUUGUACGUAGCAGAUGAGAAUAGAGAACUUGCUUUGGUCCAGACAAAAACAAUUAAAAAGACGCUGAACCCAAAAUGGAAUGAAGAAUUUUAUUUCAGGGUAAACCCAUCUAAUCACAGACUCCUAUUUGAAGUAUUUGACGAAAAUAGACUGACACGAGACGACUUCCUGGGCCAGGUGGACGUGCCCCUUAGUCACCUUCCGACCGAAGAUCCAACCAUGGAGCGACCCUAUACGUUUAAGGACUUUCUCCUCAGACCAAGAAGUCAUAAGUCUCGAGUUAAGGGAUUUUUGCGACUGAAAAUGGCCUAUAUGCCAAAAAAUGGAGGUCAAGAUGAAGAAAACAGCGACCAGAGGGACGACAUGGAGCAUGGAUGGGAAGUUGUUGACUCAAAUGACUCGGCUUCUCAGCACCAAGAGGAACUUCCUCCUCCUCCUCUGCCUCCCGGGUGGGAAGAAAAAGUGGACAAUUUAGGCCGAACUUACUAUGUCAACCACAACAACCGGACCACUCAGUGGCACCGACCAAGCCUGAUGGACGUGUCCUCCGAGUCGGACAAUAACAUCAGACAGAUCAACCAGGAGGCAGCGCACCGUCGCUUCCGCUCCCGCAGGCAUAUCAGUGAGGACUUGGAGCCCGAGCCCUCGGAGGGCGGGGAUGUCCCCGAGCCUUGGGAGACCAUUUCAGAGGAAGUGAAUAUCGCUGGAGACUCUCUCGGUCUGGCUCUGCCCCCACCACCGGCCUCCCCAGGAUCUCGGACCAGCCCUCAGGAGUUGUCAGAGGAACUGAGCAGAAGGCUUCAGAUCACUCCAGAUUCCAAUGGGGAACAGUUCAGCUCUUUGGUUCAAAGAGAACCCUCCUCAAGGUUGAGGUCAUGCAGUGUCACCGAUGCGGUUGCAGAACAGGGCCAUCUACCACCGCCAUCAGUGGCCUAUGUACAUACCACGCCGGGUCUGCCUUCAGGCUGGGAAGAAAGAAAAGAUGCUAAGGGGCGCACAUACUAUGUCAAUCAUAACAAUCGAACCACAACUUGGACUCGACCUAUCAUGCAGCUUGCAGAAGAUGGUGCAUCUGGAUCAGCCACAAACAGUAACAACCAUCUAAUCGAGCCUCAGAUCCGCCGGCCUCGUAGCCUCAGCUCGCCAACAGUAACUUUAUCUGCCCCGCUGGAGGGUGCCAAGGACUCACCCGUACGUCGGGCUGUGAAAGACACCCUUUCCAACCCACAGUCCCCACAGCCAUCACCUUACAACUCCCCCAAACCACAACACAAAGUCACACAGAGCUUCUUGCCACCCGGCUGGGAAAUGAGGAUAGCGCCAAACGGCCGGCCCUUCUUCAUUGAUCAUAACACAAAGACCACAACCUGGGAAGAUCCGCGUUUGAAAUUUCCAGUGCAUAUGCGGUCAAAGACAUCUUUAAACCCCAAUGACCUUGGUCCCCUUCCUCCUGGCUGGGAAGAAAGAAUUCACUUGGAUGGCCGAACGUUUUAUAUUGAUCAUAAUAGCAAAAUUACUCAGUGGGAAGACCCGAGACUGCAGAACCCAGCUAUUACUGGUCCGGCUGUUCCUUACUCCAGAGAGUUUAAGCAGAAAUAUGACUACUUCAGGAAGAAAUUAAAGAAACCUGCUGAUAUCCCCAAUAGGUUUGAAAUGAAACUUCACAGAAAUAACAUAUUUGAAGAGUCCUAUCGGAGAAUUAUGUCCGUGAAAAGACCAGAUGUCCUAAAAGCUAGACUGUGGAUUGAGUUUGAAUCAGAGAAAGGUCUUGACUACGGGGGUGUGGCCAGAGAAUGGUUCUUCUUACUGUCCAAAGAGAUGUUCAACCCCUACUACGGCCUCUUUGAGUACUCUGCCACGGACAACUACACCCUUCAGAUCAACCCUAAUUCAGGCCUCUGUAAUGAAGAUCAUUUGUCCUACUUCACUUUUAUUGGAAGAGUUGCUGGUCUGGCCGUAUUUCAUGGAAAGCUCUUAGAUGGUUUCUUCAUUAGACCAUUUUACAAGAUGAUGUUGGGAAAGCAGAUAACCCUGAAUGACAUGGAAUCUGUGGAUAGUGAAUAUUACAACUCUUUGAAAUGGAUCCUGGAGAAUGACCCUACUGAGCUGGACCUCAUGUUCUGCAUAGAUGAAGAAAACUUUGGACAGACAUAUCAAGUGGAUUUGAAGCCCAAUGGGUCAGAAAUAAUGGUCACAAAUGAAAACAAAAGGGAAUAUAUCGACUUAGUCAUCCAGUGGAGAUUUGUGAACAGGGUCCAGAAGCAGAUGAACGCCUUCUUGGAGGGAUUCACAGAACUGCUUCCUAUUGAUUUGAUUAAAAUUUUUGAUGAAAAUGAGCUGGAGUUGCUCAUGUGCGGCCUCGGUGAUGUGGACGUGAAUGACUGGAGACAGCAUUCUAUUUACAAGAACGGCUACUGUCCAAACCACCCUGUUAUUCAGUGGUUCUGGAAGGCUGUGCUACUCAUGGACGCCGAAAAGCGGAUCCGGUUACUGCAGUUUGUCACGGGGACAUCGCGAGUACCUAUGAAUGGAUUUGCCGAACUUUAUGGUUCCAAUGGUCCUCAGCUGUUUACAAUAGAGCAAUGGGGCAGUCCUGAGAAACUGCCCAGAGCUCACACAUGCUUUAAUCGCCUUGACUUACCUCCAUAUGAAACCUUUGAAGAUUUACGAGAGAAACUUCUCAUGGCCGUGGAAAAUGCUCAAGGAUUUGAAGGGGUGGAUUAAGCACCCUCUGCCUCGGGGGUGGUUGUUCUUCAAGCAAGUUCUGCUUGCACUUUUGCAUUUGCCUAACAGACUUUUGCAGAGGCGAUGGCAGAGAGCAGCUGCAGGCAUGGUCCCUGGAGCCAAGCCUUCGCCAUGCACUCGUCCAAGUUCGGAUGUGGGAACCUGGUCCCAGCUUGAGUUUCUGCAUUUCCCACCACAAAUUAUCAACUGGUUGAUGUGUACACUAAUUACAUUUCAGGAGGACUUAUGCUAUUUAUGUUGUGCCUCUGCAGGCAAAGCCCUUAAUAAAUAUUUUACAUCCUUUCUAAUGACAAUGAAUGGAAUUAAUCACUCUACAGGUAUAGUAUUACAACUCAUGUUUACUUUUUAAAAUGAUUUAGACCGAUUUUCAGAUUUUAUUUCGUUAUGAUUAAAGAUGUCUCAUGUACUUGGAAAAGUGAGCUUUUUUUUUUUUUUUUUUUUGUAUUUCACUUUCAUACCAGGCUUAAUGUCAAUGACAUUUUUAUUUUUUAAGUCUCUGACACCUCCACCCUCUACUUAGAAUUGGAAGGCAAGUGUUUGUCCAAAAACCUUCUACAGACAAGUACUUUGAGAGAAUUUCCAGUAUAAUAUUAGACAUAAUAAUUUUUUCCAUACUCAGAAUGAAAAACUGGAUAUUACAUUUUUGUUUUGGGGUUUUUUUUGUACAAAUUUAGCUAAUAGCUACAGGCUGAGAGAAUUGUAACAUAGCAUGACAAAUUUUGUGUUGACUUGAAAGGAAUCACACCAUUAUUCCUUAGAAGUAAUUACAUGUGCUGUAACACAUUUGAGACAGGGUUGGACUCCCAUUUCUCAUCAGAGAAAUUAUUUAGCCUUUCCUGGCGCUGUACAGUCAUCUUUUAUUCUAUUUCCUCUUUGCUGUUUGUAGUAGAGACACUUUGAAUGAAACUUGGCACUGCUUGAUUCAAAACUGUGGAAACCAGAUCUGUUUAGUCUCCUGUUUGUAUGCGUUUGCUAAUGGUAGCUAAAUAACCAGUUUUUGUUGUAAAUGCACCAAUUCUGAAGGCACUUUAUGUACUACAUGGAGGUCAUGUCUGGUUUUGUUUUUAUUUUUUUAUCAUGAACAUUAAAUGUGAUGAUGAUUUCUUUUCCCUGCACACAUCUUUCUGGUGCAAUAUCUAUCCAUUGUGAAUCUGGCUGCUGGUGUAUAAAAACCUGGAUGUAAAGCUGAGCCUACAGACCUGUCCUCACCAACUGUUUUGUGAUUUCUACUCAACUACAAAGAUUUACUUAAUGUACACUUAUUCUAACUGA